This is a messenger RNA of Chiloscyllium plagiosum (whitespotted bambooshark), 1367 nucleotides long. The record is from RefSeq and is a predicted model, not a curated record. NCBI's taxonomy places the organism in Eukaryota, Metazoa, Chordata, Chondrichthyes, Orectolobiformes, Hemiscylliidae.
CAAUCGUUUCUUCCAGAAGUUACCUUUGAGAGAGGAAUUGUUCAGAUAUGUUCUUUAUUGCGGCCGUCCUGUUGGUGCCGUUCGUCAUUCGCUGUGUUUCCUCACAGGGGCUGAACUGUGCUUUCUACCUGAGCAGGAGUCUAAGUGGUGUUUUCCAUUAUGAUCAGAGGAUUCGAUAUUCACUGACUUUCCCUGCUGCUAAAGUGGCUUGUGAGCAAGACUUUGGUGCUGUGGUGGCAACAAGGGAGCAGCUUCAUGCUGCCUACCUUGCUGGACUAGAGGGAUGCAGAGCAGGUUGGAUUUCAUCAGGAGAAGUUGCGUAUCCAAGGAGACACAGAAACUGGAAUUGUGGCCAAAAUAGAGUCGGCAUUAUUUCAUACGGAGUUAGGAAGAACCUUUUGGAAAAGUGGGAUGUGUAUUGCUACAAACCUGGUGAUGACUGUUUUGCUCAUAAUCAGUCACCACAAUUGGAAGGGAGUACUUCUGACAGCAAAUCAAUGGAUCUAUUAUUAUUGGGAUCGAUCAUGCCUUCUUCUCAGAAUAAUGCUUCCAAGAAACAAGAAAUUGCUAAAGCAGAUCUGAUCCAGCUUCAAAAUCAAACAAAUCAGUUCCCAAAUGUGGUAAAACCAAGCUUUCAUAACAAGCAGACUAAAGAUCUACAUGACUUAGAAACUUUCACGUCAGCUAAUGUUGCUUUAGCAGAAACUUCAAUUGCCUCCUCAGUCAACGGUUCAGAAAAGGACAACUUUAAGGAAUUGGUGAAACCGUUUUUAAUUGAAAACUUUGUGAAAAGUUCAGAUAAUAAGUAUUCACUGCAAGUGGAACAAAGCGAUAAAGUUAAUGCAGCUUCUCAAUUAAGUGUAAAUUGGUCCAAGUUUGAAACAACGAACAACUUGACAAAUGGGACCAAGAAAGAAUACUAUUCAGAAAUGACAAGCAGUUCAGUCACUACUUCCUCUGAAAUAAAUGCAGUGAGGUUGCAACUUUGGAAUAUGACUAUUGAUAAAUCUAAAAGCUCGAAAAUAGAUGAUGAUUCAGGAUAUAAAGACACUAAAACCCCUCAAGCUUCACACCUUAGAUACAAAAGUAGCCCUGAUGGAAGAGGUGCGCUCUCCAUGAAUACAUCAUACCAACAUGAAAUCACAACACAUUCUUUGGUGAGCCUGAAGAAGUUUGUUAUGGACUUGAGGAAAAGCGAUAAGUCAGACCUGCACUUUCAAUUAGGGGGAUAUUUUAAAGGAGGGGAAGUAGAUCAACAAUAUCUAGUUUUUCAAAAGGGGAAAUAUUUUUGGAAAAUGUUGCUAAGGAUAGUGCAGUCCACCAAUCGGCUCCAGAUAAGCACCUGCCAGCUUCACAAAAUGUGCUGA